AUGGAGCGGAGUCAUUUUAGGGAUUCAAUAAUCGGUUGCUUUAAGAGACUCGACACUGUGAUGGCUAUUGAGUCUCAAAGAAGCCACGAAUCAAGGAAGUACACAUUAAAGGAGCUCCAACAGCAGUUGCCGGAAUUAGAUAUCGAAAAAAUCUUAUUGAUUAAAUCUAUAUUUCCAGAAUCAUACGACGUGAAGAUGCUUACGAUGAAUGCAGAUAUAAAUGAAAACAUGCUCAUUAGCUUAUACGACAUCAGCUCUAAAAACAAUGGUACUAUCCUGAAAAAUUCACCAUUGAUGAGAUUACUUCCUCGGCUAAGAUUAUUCUCACAGGCUGUUGACACAAAGAUGAAUGAAUUAGGUUCCAAUCGAAGUGUUGAGGACCUAAUGACGUUUAAGCAGGAGCUUCAAAAUAACGAUAAACAUAUAGGAAUUAGCCAAAUAGGAAAGAAAGCUAUUGUGAAAAAUGAGGAAACUAAAUUUCAAUUUCAUGAAAGAGCGUCUAAUAUGUCAUCGAAUAAAGAGUCAAUUUUACAGCGGAUAAGAAAUAAAGAAAGAAACAAUGUUGGUAUAGAAAGAGAGCUACAUAGACGAAAGCAAAGAUUUAUAAAUUCAAAAUUAGAAAUGAUCUACAAUGCAUUUUAUACUGAGUGUCCACCUGGAAGCGGGAUUAAAAGCCUCACAAUGACUCAGGUUGCAAGAAUUCUGAAUGACGCAUCACAAAACCCUAUGGCAUUAGAAGAUAUAGUAGAAGGGGUCAAGAAAUUGGAUAAAGCGAUUGCUGGCAUUAAGUAUGUUGCAAUUGACAAGGUGCGUUUGGUAAGAAUACACAAUCUUAACAGAUCAAUUGACUUACAGAAUUUGAAAGCGACUCAAAAGCUCACAUAA
Brettanomyces bruxellensis is the source of this 885-nucleotide messenger RNA. RefSeq lists its product as uncharacterized. The record is from RefSeq and is a predicted model, not a curated record. The transcript has a single exon. Lineage: Eukaryota; Fungi; Ascomycota; Pichiomycetes; Pichiales; Pichiaceae. The coding region runs from base 1 to 885 and encodes 294 amino acids.